Molecule: messenger RNA, 845 nt
Organism: Amphimedon queenslandica
Lineage: Eukaryota; Metazoa; Porifera; Demospongiae; Haplosclerida; Niphatidae
Exons: 1
Source: RefSeq, a predicted model, not a curated record
GUGAAGUACUCCAGAAGCACGCUCCAGUAUUUCGUUCAGAAUUGGGGAAGCUGCGGGACUUCACAGCCAAGAUUCACGUCCAGUCAGAUGCGAAACCGAAGUUCUACCGACCACGUCCUGUCGCUCUAUCCCUGAGACAAAAGGUAUUCGACGAGAUAGAUCGCCUAAGGGGUUUAGGAGUUAUUACACCUGUAAAGUACUCAGAGUGGGCCGCACCCAUAGUUCCCAUUGUAAAGACUGACGGGUCUAUUCGAUUGUGCGGGGACUACAAAGUUACUGUGAACCCAGUUCUGUUAACUGAUACAUAUCCACUACCUCGAUCAGAGGAUCUGUUCGCCGCCCUAGCUGGAGGAAAGAUCUUCUCGAAACUUGAUUUAAAGCACGCUUACCUUCAGAUACCGCUAGAUGAGGCUUCCAAGAAAUUUACAACCAUCAAUACCCCUAAAGGGCUCUUCCAAUAUGAGCGCCUUCCUUUUGGAGUCUCAUCAGCACCCUCAUUAUUUCAACGUACAAUUGAGAACUUACUCAGUCACUUGCAGCAUGUAUGUGUCUACAUAGACGACAUACUCGUUACUGGUACUGAUGAUGCUGAUCACCUCAAUAAUCUUCAUGCUGUUUUGCAAACUCUAGAGGAGGCAGGACUCACUUUAAAGCAGUCCAAGUGUAAAUUUGGUGUUCCAUCAGUUGAGUACUUGGGACACAUCAUUGAUUCAGAUGGUCUACAUCCUUCAGAAGCCAAAGUGAAGGCUAUUCGAGAAGCACCUACUCCUACUAACGUCACGGAACUGAAAUCCUUCUUAGGACUAUUGAACUAUUACCACAAAUUUCUACCAGAUGUAGCCACU